Molecule: messenger RNA, 243 nt
Organism: Didymodactylos carnosus
Lineage: Eukaryota; Metazoa; Rotifera; Eurotatoria; Philodinida; Philodinidae
Source: the annotation of a GenBank genome assembly
AUGGCAUCAUCACAACCACCAGAACGUCGAGGACGUAGUAGUCGACUAUAUGCUCCUUCGAGCGAUCCCUCACCUCGUUUUACUACUACUAGCACCGAUAUUUCAGCAACAACAUCGCCUUUAACAACUGAUACUACAGUAGUAGAUAUGAUACAGGCUUCUCAUCAGCAUCGAGUGUACCACAAUCAUCAUCGACAACCCGAACCCAUGCUAGUGAUGGUUGAGGUCAGGGUAGAAAAAUGA